Euleptes europaea (tarantolino) is the source of this 1676-nucleotide messenger RNA. RefSeq names its product RNA 2',3'-cyclic phosphate and 5'-OH ligase (gene RTCB). The coding region runs from base 51 to 1568 and encodes 505 amino acids. Gene Ontology annotation, molecular function: RNA ligase (ATP) activity. Lineage: Eukaryota; Metazoa; Chordata; Lepidosauria; Squamata; Sphaerodactylidae. The record is from RefSeq and is a predicted model, not a curated record. Gene Ontology annotation, biological process: tRNA splicing, via endonucleolytic cleavage and ligation. The transcript has 12 exons. Gene Ontology annotation, cellular component: nucleus; tRNA-splicing ligase complex.
UGACACGAAGUCGGUGGCGGUAACCGGGUCGGCGCGGAGUUUUCGCCGCCAUGAGCCGGAGUUAUAACGAUGAGCUGCAAUACCUGGAUAAGCUCGACAAGAACUGCUGGCGCAUCAAGACGGGCUUCGUGCCCAACAUGCAGGUGGAAGGUGUGUUCUACGUGAAUGAUCCUUUAGAGAAGUUGAUGUUUGAAGAGUUAAGGAAUUCCUGUCGAGGGGGAGGUGCUGGUGGCUUCCUCCCAGCCAUGAAGCAAAUUGGAAAUGUGGCUGCGCUGCCUGGCAUCGUUCAUAGAUCUAUAGGACUUCCUGAUGUCCAUUCUGGCUAUGGCUUUGCCAUUGGUAACAUGGCUGCUUUUGAUAUGAAUGACCCAGAAGCAGUGGUAUCACCAGGCGGUGUCGGCUUCGACAUCAACUGUGGUGUGCGGCUGUUGCGUACCAAUCUUGACGAGUGUGAUGUCCAGCCUGUGAAGGAGCAGCUGGCCCAGUCCAUGUUUGACCACAUUCCUGUUGGUGUAGGAUCCAAGGGCGUCAUUCCUAUGAAUGCCAAGGAUCUGGAGGAGGCUCUGGAGAUGGGAGUGGACUGGUCUCUGCGUGAGGGUUAUGCCUGGGCUGAGGAUAAAGAGCACUGUGAAGAAUAUGGGAGGAUGCUGCAAGCUGAUCCAAAUAAAGUAUCCGCAAGGGCUAAGAAAAGGGGUUUGCCUCAGCUGGGCACUCUGGGAGCAGGAAACCAUUAUGCUGAGAUUCAAGUCGUGGAUGAAAUUUAUAACGAGUAUGCUGCCCGGAAGAUGGGCAUAGACCACAAAGGACAAGUGUGUGUGAUGAUCCAUAGCGGCAGCAGAGGCCUGGGCCACCAAGUAGCCACAGAUGCCCUGGUGGCUAUGGAGAAAGCUAUGAAACGAGACAAGAUCAUUGUGAAUGACCGCCAGCUGGCUUGUGCCAGGAUUGCUUCCCAAGAGGGACAGGAUUACUUGAAGGGAAUGGCAGCAGCUGGAAACUAUGCAUGGGUCAAUCGUUCCUCCAUGACUUUCCUCACUAGACAGGCUUUUGCCAAAGUCUUCAAUACCACUCCUGACGAUCUGGAUUUGCAUGUGAUCUAUGACGUGUCUCACAACAUCGCUAAAGUAGAGCAGCAUGUGGUGGAUGGGAAGGAACGGACCCUGUUGGUGCACAGGAAAGGAUCUACUCGGGCUUUCCCUCCACAUCAUCCCCUCAUAGCUGUCGAUUACCAAUUGACUGGCCAGCCAGUGCUGAUUGGUGGGACUAUGGGGACGUGUAGUUAUGUCCUUACUGGUACAGACCAAGGCAUGACUGAAACUUUUGGAACCACCUGCCACGGAGCGGGCCGUGCGCUGUCCCGAGCCAAAUCUCGACGCAACUUGGAUUUCCAGGAUGUCUUGGACAAGCUGGCAGAUAUGGGGAUUGCAAUCCGUGUUGCUUCUCCCAAACUGGUCAUGGAAGAAGCACCUGAAUCUUACAAGAAUGUGACAGAUGUGGUUAACACCUGCCAUGCAGCCGGCAUCAGCAAGAAAGCCAUAAAACUGAGGCCCAUUGCAGUUAUCAAAGGCUAGAGAAGCUGGCCAGAAUUACCAUUAUCCAGGACCUUUUUGCCGCCCGUAGUGCUUGGUGACUGUAUUCUCUGUCUCAAUAGAGACAUCAACUGACAUAGGUUCUUUGUU